This is a messenger RNA of Aspergillus clavatus NRRL 1, 1395 nucleotides long. Its product is annotated as protein kinase domain protein. The record is from RefSeq and is a predicted model, not a curated record. Gene Ontology annotation, biological process: protein phosphorylation; regulation of mRNA processing; spliceosomal complex assembly. Bases 1 to 1395 code for a protein of 464 amino acids. The transcript is spliced from 5 exons. Lineage: Eukaryota; Fungi; Ascomycota; Eurotiomycetes; Eurotiales; Aspergillaceae. Gene Ontology annotation, molecular function: ATP binding; protein kinase activity.
AUGUUACUCAGCUCUAUGACUGCAGUACGGUCCAUAAGCCGUAUGAUGAAGCGCACGCUUUCCCUCCACACUAAACCACUCCAAUUCCCCCCGGCUCAGUGUGCCCCUCCAAUUCCUCAGCACGAACUUGUUGAUGAAGAAGCCUCCCCAGCUUACAACCCCAAAUACUUUUAUCCAGUUGAACCAGGGGAGAUACUUGCCAAUCACUAUCAGUUACUAGUGAAGAUCGGUUGGGGCACACGUUCGACUACGUGGCUGGCAAAAGAUAUCACAAGGUAUACACCUGACUUUGCUCCUUCUGAACAUUUUGUAACACUGAAAAUAACAAACAACCGCAGCCUUGAUGAGGCCUACUGUGAACGUGAUAUUGAGGAGCACAUUUCAAGGCAAAAUCCGUCUUACCGCGGCCAUGCAAUCAUUCGGACCCACCUUGACAGUUUUGAGGUGACAAGUUCUGAAGGGAGCCAUCUAUGCCUUGCAUAUGAACCUAUGCGGGAACCUCUGUGGAUUCUCCAGAAAUGCUUUAUUGAUCAAAGACUCCCUCUCCCCAUUGCAAAGGCAUAUCUCCUUAUUCUCCUUGCUGGUCUUGACUAUCUCCAUUCAGAAUGCAGGGUUGUCCAUACCGAUCUAAAGCUUGAUAAUAUUUUGAUGACCUUUGAAAAUGAAGACAUCCUCCCCAACUUUCUCAAAGAACAGAUCAAUAACCUGCCCAUGCAACACAAAACAAUCCCGACUGGGCAAACAAUCUAUCGCUGUCACAAUGAUUUUGGGCCCCUAGACUGGAGAGAACUAAGAAAAAUGGUGCCUAAAAUCAUUGAUUUAGGGUUGGCGACUUCACUCAAGAACAACAGCCAAGGACAAGCAGGGAAGAGUGAAGUUGGUCUUCACCCAAUACAACCGGACCAGUAUCGUGCUCCAGAGGUCAUACUUGGCUGUGGAUGGAGCUUUAGUGCAGAUAUAUGGAAUUUUGGGGUUCUGGCCUGGAACAAUAUUGAGUGCACGGAGCUUUUUCGUCAGGUGAAUGAUGCUCAAGGGCAUUAUGAUGCUAAAGCGCACAUAGCAGAAAUGAUCGCGUUGCUUGGCCCACCUCCAAAAGAGUUACUCGCAAAAUCUGAUGCCAUGACAGAGUUUAAAUGGCCCAAUUCUAUCAGAAAUGAAAGAGGCAAGCUCUCCAGAAAUGGGCGAGAGUAUUUUGAGGGACCCUUUUUUAAUAAAAGAGGUGAAUUCUUUUAUGAUGAUCUAAUACCCAGCCGAAAACUCGAAAAUUCAAUCCAACUUUUAGAAGAGGAGGAGAGGCUAGUCUUCUUAUCUUUUGUUAAACAGAUGCUUGCCUGGCUUCCAGAAGAUAGACAAACAGCUGGUGAAUUAAUGGGACACCCUUUCUUAACCUGCUGA